This is a messenger RNA of Oncorhynchus keta (chum salmon), 2814 nucleotides long. Its product is annotated as nuclear transcription factor Y subunit gamma-like. The transcript is spliced from 11 exons. Gene Ontology annotation, molecular function: protein heterodimerization activity; DNA-binding transcription activator activity, RNA polymerase II-specific; DNA binding. Gene Ontology annotation, cellular component: nucleus; CCAAT-binding factor complex. Gene Ontology annotation, biological process: regulation of DNA-templated transcription. Lineage: Eukaryota; Metazoa; Chordata; Actinopteri; Salmoniformes; Salmonidae. The record is from RefSeq and is a predicted model, not a curated record. Bases 25 to 1314 code for a protein of 429 amino acids.
GUUCAGUCCCAGAAGGGCCCAGGUAUGGAGUGUCAUUGUCAGUUUGGACCUGAAGCUGAUGACACUGCUGUGAGUGUGUCCGUGGCCGACCUGCCAGGGGAGAGCAGAGGGGCAGGGCUUGGCAGGACAACAAUGCUGCUGAUUCAGCAGAUCCGGCUGCUGAACACCAUUUUACUUUCUCAGAGGGGAGAGAAAGGGGAGACACGGAUGCAGGAGGAGAAGUGGCAGCGGAUGGUCAGUGUUGCCGACGAAGCACACUGUGCAGUGAGCAUGUCUGCAGAUUCGUUUGGCGCCGGGGGCAGCGAUGCCCAGCAGAGCCUACAGUCGUUCUGGCCACGCGUCAUGGAAGAGAUCAGGAACCUCACGGUGAAGGAUUUCCGCGUGCAGGAGUUGCCUCUCGCCCGAAUCAAGAAAAUCAUGAAGCUGGAUGAAGAUGUGAAGAUGAUCAGUGCGGAGGCUCCAGUGCUGUUUGCCAAGGCAGCUCAGAUCUUCAUCACAGAGCUCACGCUGAGGGCCUGGAUUCACACUGAAGACAACAAGAGACGCACCUUACAGAGGAAUGACAUUGCCAUGGCGAUAACGAAGUUUGACCAGUUUGACUUCCUUAUCGACAUUGUGCCCCGGGACGAGCUCAAGCCCCCCAAACGACAGGAGGAGGUGCGUCAGUCGGUGGCCCCAGCAGAGCCGGUUCAGUACUACUUCACCCUGGCUCAGCAGCCAGGCCAGGUGCAGGGCCAGCAGGCCACUGGACAACAGGCUACCACCAUCCAGCCUGGACAGAUCAUCAUCGCACAGCCACAACAAGGACAGGUGCUGCAGGGGACCACAAUGCAACAGUUACAGCAGGUGCAGGUAGCCCAGUCACAGGGCACACCUAUCACGGGAGGGGCUCCAAUGACCAUGCAGGUGGGAGACCAGCAGGUCCAGAUAGUACAGGCAUCGUCCCAGGGCCAGACCCAGACGGUGCAGUCAGGACAGACCAUGCAGGUCAUGCAGCAGAUAAUCACCAACUCCGCAGAGAUCCAGCAGAUACCAGUGCAGCUGAACAAUGGUCAGUUGCAGUACAUUCGGCUGGCACAGCCUGUCUCUGGCACACAGGUGGUUCAGGGACAGAUCCAGACGCUGGGUAACACUCAGCAGAUUACACAGACAGAGCAAGGCCAGCAGCAAUUCAACCAGUUUACUGAUGGACAGCAGUUGUAUCAGAUUCAGCAGGUGAUGCCGGCGGGACAGGACCUGAGCCAGCCGUUGUUCAUCCAGUCCACCAAUCAGACGGCUGAUGGACAGGUCACCACACAGGUCAGCACAGACUGAGGCUCUGGAAGCAUCCUCCUGACCACCAAACCAUUGACCACACCACCUGCUACCAUCCAUAAGGACAACACUGGCUCAAACGCCAAGGGACCUCCUAGGAGGCGUCCAAAAUGGUCAAAAGUAGAGCCCAAUAUAGGGUGCCAUUUGGGAUGUACCCUUACUCUCAUUCAAUACACUGGUCUAUGACAUGAUAUCAGUACUUAAAAGGAACUGUCUGACAACAACAGUUCUUAAUUCAGUAUACUGGGUCAGAUACCAAAGGGACUGCUCUACAACUCCCUCUCAUUCCCAUUUAAUAUUGUCUCUCUCUGCCUCCGUUAGUUCCUCCAGGCACCCACUCUCACCUGAUAGGUUCCCCAAAAAAGCCCCCAUUCAUGAGAGCUACACACAGGGUAUCCGAACACUGAAUCCUCCAGGACCCAACUCUCCUCCGUUUUAGUGACCAGCUGUUCAUCCUCGAUGUCUGUAAACCCUUUAUGUACAAACCUCCUCUAUAUAUUCUCUGUCUCUCUGAAGUACACCAUAUGGGUGGCUCUUGUGUUCUCUAUGGGUACGUCCCAAAUGGCUCCCUAUUCCCUAUACAAUGCACUCAUUUAGACCACGGUCCAAAGGGUUUUGGUCAAAAGUAGUGCUCUAUAUAGGGAAUAGAAUGCAUUGGGAUGCAUCCUAUGGAAGGCUUGGCCCUUGUUUUGUCUACAAGCCAAGAGAACAUAAAUCCUUUCUUUGUAAUGUUUUUAUGUGUAGACGUUUCAAAUAAUAAUCUAUAAAGCCAUACUCUUACCUAACCCAUUUAUUUCACAAUAAAUCAUUGUCAAUUGUACGAGACCAGCCAUGAUAGGUCAAUUAAGUUAUGUUAGUCUCUGGCAGGUUUUUCCACAUUGACGAGACAUUGCCAUCGAUGAAAGGGCUUCUAACUGUAUGAUUGAGUUUGAAUUGUGUGUGUGUGUGUGUGUGUGUCAUUCAAUAUUGUGCAGUUACUGCAGUAUACUUUCCCCAUGGCCCAGUGAUCCUAUUCACCUCUUCAGUGCCCCCUCUUCUCCAUUUCCUCUUCUAUUCCCCUCUCUGUCUCUCCAUUCAUUUCCACUGAUCACUCUAUCGUUAGAGCAGGGAGAGGUUAGGCCUUUCUGUCUCUGCAGUCUCUUCUUUCUCUCUUUUUCUCUCCCUUUACUGUUUCCUGUAUCCAGAGAGGUUUGUGGUUCUCCUGCCUGCUCUGAGGAAGUCUCCUGUAUAAAAACAACUCCACUGGGAGAAAGGCCUCUUUUUAUAAACUCUUAUUUUGAAAUCCUGUUGUAACUUGUCAAUGUUAAUUUGUUUUUAUGAUCACCCCUCUCCCUCCUCCCCUUUCUUAUUUAGUAAGUUUAAUUGUUAUCAUUGCUGUUCUUAUUAUUGUCGAUUUGCAUGUAGUUUAAACUGCCAGCAUGAUAUGCAAUAGAUGGGUAGACAUUCUAUUUUGUAAGCAAACUUUGGGUUUGUGAGAAAAUAAAAUGCAAAUAAAAAACA